Daphnia magna is the source of this 876-nucleotide messenger RNA. RefSeq lists its product as uncharacterized. Gene Ontology annotation, cellular component: extracellular region. The coding region runs from base 86 to 616 and encodes 176 amino acids. The transcript is spliced from 4 exons. The record is from RefSeq and is a predicted model, not a curated record. NCBI's taxonomy places the organism in Eukaryota, Metazoa, Arthropoda, Branchiopoda, Diplostraca, Daphniidae. Gene Ontology annotation, molecular function: chitin binding.
UGUGGAGCCUGACUUUGCUAGCCUCCUGUCACAUCAGUCUGAAAAUAGUCGUUCGUAGAGAACGCUGCUAUUCAAGUGUUGGUGAAUGGCCCUGUCCGUCUUGUUUGUGAUUUGCGCAGCGUUUCUGUUGCUGCCCAUUUACGAGACAACUACUACGCAUGAGAAUCGAACUCAAAUUUCAGCAAGCGUCGAGCAUUUGAGUAGCAAUUCAAGCAAAGGUGGUCCAGCAGGAAAUACUGUUGAAGGACAUCGUGUUACGCCCAUGCCCAAGCACCGUUUUUCGUCCAUGUUGUCUGCGUCGAAAAAACUGAUAAAAGCCGGGACGUGUUCACUUCCAGAAGACCCAUCUGUAGACUUGGCACUGGACCAUUCUAGCACCAACUUACCAGUUACAAAAAUUAUUUCGAUACCAGUAACAGACUUUUCUUGUCUUGAUCGCCAGCCGGGAUACUACGCAGACAACGAUCGCCAAGCAUCUUGUAGGAUCUUCCAUUAUUGCAAUGGAGAUGAUUCUAUCUUGUCUUUCAUAUGUCCAACAUGCACCUUAUUUCACGAGGAAAAGCAACUCUGCGACUACUGGUAUAUUAGUGUGUACGGAAAACACUACAACUGCUGAGGGACGUCAUUACUUAUACCAUUUCACGAGGUGCCCACAAACAGAUCAGAUUUGAAGGAGCAAUGCUGUGCCGGCCAAAACCCAUUUAGAUGGUUUAUCUCUCGUCUUCAACUGAAAGUUCCAGAUAUAGGUUUCUGCUCUCUGCUGCGUGUGAUAUACCGGACACUCAUAUGUUCCUCUGAUGUCCAACUUAUCUUGUGUGACAGCCUGAAAAUCAAUUAUUAAAAAAAAAAAUAAAAUAAAAAAAGUGUUCACAAGUA